Centruroides sculpturatus (bark scorpion) is the source of this 530-nucleotide messenger RNA. It is a transcript of the gene RpLP1, whose product is annotated as 60S acidic ribosomal protein P1-like. Gene Ontology annotation, biological process: cytoplasmic translation; translational elongation. Gene Ontology annotation, cellular component: ribosome; cytosolic large ribosomal subunit. Bases 137 to 472 code for a protein of 111 amino acids. The record is from RefSeq and is a predicted model, not a curated record. Gene Ontology annotation, molecular function: structural constituent of ribosome; protein kinase activator activity; ribonucleoprotein complex binding. The transcript has 5 exons. Lineage: Eukaryota; Metazoa; Arthropoda; Arachnida; Scorpiones; Buthidae.
CAACACGAAGUCUGCCAUUUUCUGUUCAUUCACUCCUGAAAGUGCAUAGUUCUCGGAAGAGCUUAGGCCGGUUGGCGACGUGCACUUAAUUAUUUUAUCAAAGUACCGAUAUAAUUUAUCACAAGAACUUAACACCAUGAGUUCCAACGACGAAUUAGCCUGCAUCUACAGUUCGUUGAUUCUCCAAGAUGAUGAUAUUACAAUUACUGCUGAGAAGAUUUGCACUUUGCUGAAAGCAGCUAAUGUUGAUGUUGAAUCAUAUUGGCCAGGCUUAUUUGCAAGAGCAUUGGACGGAAUAAAUGUAAAACAAUUGAUUACUAAUGUUGGGGCAGCAGGAAGUGCCCCUGCAGCAUCCUCUGCUGCUCCUGGUGCACCUACUGCUGCUAGUGCUGAAGAAAAGGAAGAACCUAAGAAAGAAGAACCUUCUGAUGCUGAAAGUGACGAUGACAUGGGUUUUGGUCUUUUUGAUUGAAGACUAUACUCUUGUAUUUGAUAAAAGGGUCCAAUAAAAUUAUUUAGGAAAAAAAUGA